This is a messenger RNA of Vigna radiata var. radiata (mung bean), 1442 nucleotides long. RefSeq names its product B-box zinc finger protein 32. The record is from RefSeq and is a predicted model, not a curated record. The coding region runs from base 247 to 984 and encodes 245 amino acids. Lineage: Eukaryota; Viridiplantae; Streptophyta; Magnoliopsida; Fabales; Fabaceae. The transcript has a single exon. Gene Ontology annotation, molecular function: zinc ion binding.
GCAAAAGGCAUAGUUUUUUUGGUUGCGUUACUUAUUUUAAAUAUGCUAUGCUAUGUUCGUCACGAGGGGUAUUAAUAUGAGACACUGUCCCUAACAUUGUGUACAUAACACAAACACGCCCUCUGCAAUUUUCGCCUUCAUCUCUCUCACUUUUUUCUCAAACCCUAUUCGCCAAACUGAACAACUGCAAUUUUCUUUUUUUUUGUUAUUUUUGAAGUUAACGUUCCGAGGAAGGUUGUUGUGACGAUGGUCAAGGCUUGCGAGCUUUGCGAUAACCAAGCUUCUCUCUAUUGUCCCUCCGAUUCCGCAUUUCUCUGCGGCGACUGCGACGCCGCCGUGCACGCCGCGAACUUCCUCGUCGCUCGCCACUUCCGUCGUCGCAUCUGCGCCAAAUGCAAUCGUUCCACCGGAAUCUACACCGCCGGCGCCACCUUUCCAUCCACCUGCACCUCCUGCUCGCCGGAGAAGGCUCUCUCCGACGACGGCGAUUCUCUCCCUUCGUCCUCCACCUGCGUCUCGAGUUCCGAGUCCUGCGCCACGAAGAAGAUUAAGGCGACACGCGGCGCGGCGGGGAAGAAAAGGAGGAGGAGUUUUUCGAGUUCGGUGACCGACGACGCGUCUCGGGAAGCGAAGAAGCGACGGGAGAAGGUCGGAUCGGUGGAGCAGGAGGAGGUGUUCGCAAAAUGGAGCAGAGAGAUAGGUUUAGGGUUAGGGAUAGGAGAGAACGGUAACCGCGUGGCGUCGCACGCUCUGAGCGUGUGCCUGGGAAAGUGGAAUUUGCUUCCGUUCAGGGUGGCCGCGGCGACGUCGUUUUGGCUGGGCCUGAGAUUUUGUGGGGACAGAAGUGUGGCCACGUGGCAGAAUCUGGCGAGGUUGGAGAAAAUCUCCGGAGUGCCAGCUAAGCUGAUUCUGGCCGCACAUGCGAACCUCGCACGUGUCUUCACGCUACCCCGCGAAUUGCACGAGGGAUGGGGCGAGUCAUAAUAGCCCAACACAUGAUGGAAUUGUAUGUUGUAAUCCUGCGAUUAACCAAAGUGUGGAUUUCUUUUCAAUUUUCUUUUCCGUUUUCGCAUUUAGGGUUAGAACACUACAAAUAUAUAUCUUCAUUAUUAUUAAUGUGUAUCAAUUGGAUAAACCAAUUCCCAAUCUUUUUCUUCAUAACAAAACACUAUACUUUUCUUAAUGUUCAUCAUGUCUUUAAAUUUCUUAUUAAGGUUCAUUCAUAAUCUUAAUCCAAAUUUUUGUUUUGACACAUGAAAAUGGAUGAAUGGUGUGAUGCGGUGCCACUUGUUAUCGAAUUGUGGAAGAAAUUUGAUGUUUGGUUUUGUCAAGGUUCUGAACAAGAACCAACAACCAUAAUUGAUGUUGUAUCAGUGAGACAGUAACUAGGAGUAGCGAGUUUGAAAACCACACGUCUGCUACGUUUCUGGUUUUGGUCCCAC